AUGCAAGUUUUGAAUAAUGAAUACAUAAACCACACUUCGUCUCUACCAGUCGCCUGGAACAACCGGCUCCUUGGCCAAAGGAAUGUUUCUCUCGUACUUGGUUCCGCCCGGUCUGCAAGGUGGAAUAUAUGGAUCUGGGUGGGCGUACUCGGCCAAUUUCGCCUUUGCCUGCUGGAUUACACUCUCCAAUUCAUUGGGGUCGGAAAUGUGUUUGUUGGCUUCGAACUGCGAUCUGAUUUUGAUGGUUUCUCUUCUGUAGGCGUCGAAUUUGAGCGACGAGUCAAAGGCGGUUCUCAACGCUUGUCUGAACAAGGACGCAACACGCUUGCUGUUUGCCUCGGUGAAGGGGAAAAUGGGCUUGGUCAUGCUGAAGAGAUUCCUGAGGUUGUAUUCGAUAAUGCUAAAACUUUUAUUGGACAGUGCGCGCUGGUGCACGGGUGUGAACCCAGACCUUCACAUAUGCUCUACAGAUUUGUCUAA
Messenger RNA from Clavispora lusitaniae ATCC 42720, 480 nucleotides. RefSeq lists its product as uncharacterized. NCBI's taxonomy places the organism in Eukaryota, Fungi, Ascomycota, Pichiomycetes, Serinales, Metschnikowiaceae. The record is from RefSeq and is a predicted model, not a curated record.